AGCAAACUGUUUGCGUUAAAGACAGCCCACAGAGAGCUUGGGAGAGAAGAGACCAUACCCAACAAGCUUAAUAUUACAGAAAUGGCCUCUGCUUCUCUCCUCAAGACCUCACCAGUUCUAGACAAGUCAGAAUGGGUCAAGGGUAAGGCCGUCCGCGAACCUUUUGCCUCUACGGUUAGGAUCCACCCGGUUGCACCCUCAGGGCUCGCUGUGCGUGCUAGCUCAUACGCUGAUGAGCUUGUCAAGACUGCGAAAACAAUUGCAUCUCCAGGCCGUGGAAUCCUGGCCAUGGACGAGUCGAAUGCCACUUGUGGAAAGCGUUUGGCCUCAAUUGGACUAGAGAACACCGAGGCUAAUCGCCAGGCGUAUAGGACUCUGCUUGUUACUGUCCCUGGCCUUGGCCAAUAUGUUUCUGGUGCCAUUCUCUUUGAGGAGACUCUCUACCAAUCUACCGUCGAUGGAAAGAAGAUGGUUGAUGUGCUUGUUGAGCAAAACAUUGUUCCCGGCAUCAAGGUUGACAAGGGUCUGGUUCCUUUGGCUGGUUCCAAUGACGAAUCUUGGUGCCAAGGCCUUGAUGGUCUUGCCUCCCGCUCUGCUGCUUACUAUCAACAGGGAGCUCGUUUUGCCAAAUGGCGUACUGUGGUGAGCAUUCCCAACGGUCCAUCUGCUCUUGCAGUAAAGGAAGCAGCCUGGGGUCUGGCACGCUAUGCUGCAAUUUCUCAGGACAAUGGGUUGGUCCCAAUUGUGGAGCCUGAGAUCUUGCUUGAUGGUGAGCAUGGGAUUGACAGGACCUUUGAAGUAGCUCAGAAGGUUUGGGCUGAGGUGUUCUAUUAUCUUGCUGUGAACAAUGUCAUGUUUGAAGGUAUCCUUCUCAAGCCCAGCAUGGUCACUCCUGGUGCAGAGUGCAAGGAUAGGGCCACACCUCAACAGGUUGCUGAUUACACUCUCAAGCUCCUCCACCGAAGAAUUCCCCCAUCUGUCCCAGGAAUUAUGUUCUUGUCCGGCGGGCAAUCCGAAGUGGAGGCAACCCUGAACUUGAAUGCAAUGAACCAAGCUCCCAACCCAUGGCACGUAUCGUUCUCCUAUGCAAGAGCCCUUCAAAAUACUUGCCUGAAGACAUGGGGAGGCACACCUGAGAAUGUGAAGGCGGCUCAGGAGGCCCUGCUUAUCCGAGCAAAAGCCAACUCUCUUGCGCAGCUUGGAAAAUACACCGGCGAGGGAGAGUCUGAGGAAGCCAAAAAAGGAAUGUUUGUGAAGGGCUAUGUUUACUAGGUUAUUACAACCAGUGGUAUAAAAGAACUCAUGUUUGAUGAGGAUAGUUCAUCAUCUUGAACGAAAAACCAUUAUGUCUGUUCUUGUAGCCCUUGGAGACUGCUUUUGUUUAUAGGAUUUUCAUGUUUUCCAGGAUGCGUGUAUACAUUACCUUUGCAAUGCAAUUGUUACCUGGGAAUUCA
Manihot esculenta (cassava) is the source of this 1454-nucleotide messenger RNA. Its product is annotated as fructose-bisphosphate aldolase 1, chloroplastic. Gene Ontology annotation, biological process: fructose 1,6-bisphosphate metabolic process; glycolytic process. Bases 82 to 1272 code for a protein of 396 amino acids. The transcript has 6 exons. NCBI's taxonomy places the organism in Eukaryota, Viridiplantae, Streptophyta, Magnoliopsida, Malpighiales, Euphorbiaceae. The record is from RefSeq and is a predicted model, not a curated record. Gene Ontology annotation, cellular component: cytosol. Gene Ontology annotation, molecular function: fructose-bisphosphate aldolase activity.